Molecule: messenger RNA, 543 nt
Organism: Emys orbicularis (European pond turtle)
Lineage: Eukaryota; Metazoa; Chordata; Testudines; Emydidae
Product: F-box only protein 36-like
Exons: 4
Coding region: 1-543 (180 amino acids)
Molecular function (GO): protein binding
Source: RefSeq, a predicted model, not a curated record
AUGACCUCCCUCCUGCAAGAUAAACUUUAUGAGAUCCAUAGUCAGGCUCCUUCUCCCAGCAAAGACUUCCAUCACUUUACCAUCACCAAAACAGAGGUGAUCUGGAGGUCAUGGAGGAUUUCCUUGCGGCCUAAUCAAGAAAAGAUUUUCCCAAAGGAAGUGAGGAAACCCCACAGUGAUUUUUUGCUGGAUGAACAGUUACACAAGCAAGUGCAGAAUAUCUUUGGUAACAAGAUGCUGGAAUACACGCUGAAUUUGUGUCAGGGAUGUUAUGAUUUCCUAACUCGAAUGCCUGAUAACCUGAUUAUGCACAUCCUGUCAUUUCUUAACUCAGAUGACAUCAGACAGCUGUCAAAAACUUGCAAGAAGUUUCAGCAGUUAUGUAGCAGUGAAGAACUUUGGGAAAGAAUUAGAUUGCUAGAAGAUAAACACACUCAUGAUCUGAAGAUUAUGAGGUUCCCAGUUUACAAGAAGCUAACAUACGUCAAUCAAAAGCCCAGUCAUCAGACGCAGAUGCAGAGAAGACAGACCACAUUCUUUUAA